AUGUCUGCUCCUCCUCCCUCAUUUCCUUCCUUCCCACCUGCAUUCUACUCCUUCCCUGUCAUAGAAGCCGGACCGAGUAGACCACAGCAGGAGACAACCCUUGAUCGUAAAGAAAAACACGAGAGGAGUAAGCAUAAGAGAGACCAGGACAAGGACCAUGAGAAGCGGAAGAAAGACCGACAAGACUCCAGAGAUGAACGACGCAAGAAGCACAGAGGGCACAAGCAGGUUCAGGACAAGUUCUCAAACAACAUCUCGCUCCCCACACCCCGCGAGAGGGAACCUUACUCAUCGACAUCACCCGAGGAUUUGACGUAUAGCUCUUUCUACUCUGAUCGCAAAGGAGACCGUUUAAAUGUCACAUAUGGUGGACUGCAUACCGGGGAUGUUCCCAGAUAUCGUUUGGUCGCUAGGGGGAAGCGCGUUCUUGGACUAAGUGACGGUUUUUUUGUCAUAUACCGAGGACCUCGAGUGGUAGAGAUUGAUGUCUGGCGCAAGCAAAAGCACCCAGAGCUCACUGAUUCUAGGACCCGACGCCUGCUGCUUGCCCCGCCAACGAAGAGGCUCGUCUGCUCUCCAGGCAGGGAGUACAGGUAUGAAGAAGUAGAUGGCUUCCUCCGUCUCCCCUCUUCAAGGCCACGCGACAUCAACAACGGGGCGUUCCUGGAGAAUACGAUGGAUUUGAAUGAGGACUCUGACCUCUCUGGGCCCUCUAGCGAGGAGGAAGGCGUCGACAGCGGGGAUGACUCUGACUCUGUCACCCUUGACUCGCGGCAGGUUACACUCAAAGGACUGGAAGAGCAACUUGUGUUGAACCCCACAUCCAUACCAAACUGGAUGAAUCUUCUCUCGCUCUUACUCUCUGUGGUUCCCUUGCACUCAAAGAACUCCCUCAAAACCCGAGCCGAAAUCUCUUUGCCUGUCCUUUCACGUGCGCUUUCUGCCCAUCCGGAUAACAAGAAAUCCGUAAAGCUUCGCCUGAGGCUACUGAGCAUAGGCGAAGAGCUGUGGAGUAACGAGAAACUCUACGAGGAAUGGGAAGACGCGCUCACUAUCGGCAACGCAGAGCUGUGGAUGGCAUGGCAGGAUUGGCGCAUACGAAUACCGCGCAAUGGCAUUGAUGGAGUAGUGACGGAUGCCGAUCGAGUGCUAUCAGUUCUCGAGAGAGAUGAAGUUGAAAAGCUGCGCGUGUUCUGGAGGGUUGCGGUCGCAUUUCGUGAUGCAGGGUACUCAGAGCGCGCAUUGGCUCUAUUUCAAGCUCAAGCCGAACUGACUUUUCAUAGGCCUUCCGAGCUCGUUACUGCACCUCACAAUAUCGCGCUCGAUCGCUUGGAGCUGUUCUGGGACUCUGAAGUUCCCCGCGUUGGUGAAGCAGGUGCAUCCGGAUGGGCGGUUUGGGAAAUGUCCGGCUUCCCUGACGCAGCUGCCGAGCCUUCACACCGUUCACCGCAAUUACCGAGUAUCGCAGACCCUUAUGUUCGCUGGGCCACCGAAGAACAGCUCAAAGACCACUCUCUACCCAUGCCAGCGCGAUCAUAUGACAGGGAGUCCAGCAGUGACCCUUAUUCCACCAUCUUGUUCAGUGAUCUUCGUCCCCUGUUGGUUAAUCUCACUUUCUCGGGCUCGAAGCAAGCAUUCCGGCUUGUGUGGCUGUCAUUCGUUGGCCUCUAUCUACCUGGCUUUUCUUUAUCUCUCUCAGCGGAUCCCGCCAAUUCAACGGACGAUAAGUGGUGUAACGCACACCUGGCGUCUUCAACGAUCCUUGCUAGACUCUUUCCUGACGAGCCGCUGUCGAAACGCGUGACUGCGGACGCCCGUAGCGGUGUGCUCGUAGGACGGGAGCAGCGAUUUCAGAGUGCUUUCGGACCUGUCAAAGAGUGGAGUAUGGACGUUUUGGACGCUACCGAAGCUGCUGUGGGUGGACGAUGCGCUGUCUGGUUGCAUGAAGAUAUACCAACUGAUCACGCGGCCCUCGUACGCGAGAUCUUCCGACAGUGCAAGCUGCCAAACCAGGACGCACAGUGGGACACGCUACGUGUUGCGUUUGAAGGGGCUGUUGACGCGAGACAAGCUAUCAAGAUCUCGAAGGAACUGGUAGCGAAUGUUCAAGAUUCCUUAUUUCACUGGCGGGCGCACGCACGCUUGGAACGGUCGCGAGGAAAGACUGAAAACGCCCGAAAGGUGUAUCGAACGGUCCUCGCUGCCGAAAGUGCAAGGACGCCGUCCUCUGGGCCUCUCUGGUGGGACUGGGCCGAGAUGGAAUGGUUAAGCGGUGCAUCCGACUCUGCUUUGCAAGUAAUCCUACAAUCAACCGGGACAAAUGGCUCGGGGAGCGUAGUGGUUCUACGCGCAAAGCGAGAGCUGGAUGAGGUGCGCAGCAGUCUGACCGAGGAGCGAUGGAAAGAGCGCGAGGCAUGGGUCAACCUCCGAGCGCUGCUGGAGUUGCUAACUUCAACUGUGUCGUCCAUGCUGGCUGUUUUUGACAACACCUUUGCCCGGCUCUCACCGCCAUCAGAAGCACACGAGAGUCUGAGCGUCGCGACGCUCUCCAUGCUCUACGUUCACGGCGUCAUUCUUCGCAAUCCGGCAGCACCGGCUAUCUUCAGAGAGCGGGCGGAAGCUGCCGCUCGAUUGUACCCGAACAACACAAUUCUUCUCGGGUUGUUCUUGGAGGCCGAGAAAGGUCAGGGCGUAUGGGGCCGAGUGAGGUUUAUGUUCGGGGAUACAGAUCCCGAGUUGAGUGAGAAAGGUCUUCACCGUGUUCUCGCGGAGAUGUGGGCUAUUGGUUGGGAGAAAGGCUCAUGGAGAGCAGAAGAGGAACGCAUCCGGAACAGGUUCUCGGCUGCCGUGCAGAGUCGUAGGUUGCGAGGUAGUGCCGUCCUAUGGCGUGCAUAUCUCGAAUUUGAGAUUCGCACUGGGCGAUUAAAGCAGGCCAAGCUAUUGCUUUUCCGAGCCAUCAGAGAGUGUCCUAUGGUCAAAGAGCUCUAUAUGCUGGCCUCCAUUCCACUGAGAUCGCAGUUUACGCCUCGCGAACUGAAUGAGCUCGGGGACACUAUGGCCGAGCGGGGCAUUCGGAUGAGAACGGCGCUGGAUGAGGCAGUGGAGGGCUGGGCUGAGCCUCGGAUGCUGUCCGGGCGAAAGGAGGAGUUGGAAUGGGGCGAGGAGGAGAUCGAGCACAACGCUGAGGAGCUCCGGAGGCUGAAGCCAUAUUAA
Messenger RNA from Phanerochaete carnosa HHB-10118-sp, 3213 nucleotides. RefSeq lists its product as uncharacterized. The transcript has 8 exons. Gene Ontology annotation, cellular component: catalytic step 2 spliceosome. Gene Ontology annotation, biological process: RNA processing; negative regulation of RNA catabolic process; regulatory ncRNA-mediated post-transcriptional gene silencing. Gene Ontology annotation, molecular function: protein binding. Lineage: Eukaryota; Fungi; Basidiomycota; Agaricomycetes; Polyporales; Phanerochaetaceae. The coding region runs from base 1 to 3213 and encodes 1070 amino acids. The record is from RefSeq and is a predicted model, not a curated record.